AUGGUGACUCCGGGUUUCAUUUCUGGGUAUUUUGAUGGUGAAUUUUGCGUUGUUUGCUACAAUGUAGAUAGAGUUGCAAGGCAGCUAGGUUACGAUCAAGGGUUGGCUUAUAUCCAAACUCCAAUGUUCCCAGUGGGCGAAGCCUUGAUGAAAGAGUGUUAUCGACGAUUCGUCUUUAAGCCCGAGGAGCCAAGAUAUUGUCAAGAUCUCCCAUUUCGCUUAGCAGUUCUGUCAUUGAAAGUUCCUCCGAGAUUUACACAAGCAUGGUGUACACACUGGUAUGAUGAGUUGACACGAAUGAUUGAAUUUGUGUGUGAUGUUGCCGAUCCGAUGGGGGUGGUUAGUCCUCAUGUAAUAAUUGCUCGAGGGCGCAUCCGGCUGGAACCCGAUGUUGCUGCAACGCAUGAGAUAAAACCUGGAUCAAGAGGGAAGAAUGUCAUGGAUUCGGCUCAGAAAGGUAAAGAGAGAGCUGUGAAGAAAGUGGUUAGAAAUACUCAGAGUUCAUUCUUUUUGAAAUUUUCUCUUGUUGGUUUUUGUUUUCUAGCGAGUAGAGCGGUUAGUCCUCAGCAGUCCUUUUCCGGCGUCAGUUCUCAGGAUAAACAGAUGGCUCGUUCGAAACAUCCAGUUGAACAAACUAGUUCAAAGAAGAGGAGGCACCCGUGGAAUCAUGGCGGUUCCGGUUCGAGAUAUUCCGAUGUCGCGUUGCCCAUAGUUGUUGGUAGUCCUAAUUCAUUGGUUGGUCAAGCAACCUGGUUUGAUUUCAAAGGGAAUGAGGCUCAUGUUGCUAGUACAUAUGCCCGUAUACAAUUUCCCGGUCUCUCCCCGGAGUUGAAAGAUUAUUAUAAGGAGAUUGUGGAGGAAUAUGGGCAUGUUGCCAGUACAGAAGUGCUUCCGGAUCGGAACAAUCCGAUUUCAAGUGUUUCUAAUUUGGUUCCUGUGGCAAAGGAUAUGUCCGAGGUUGGUGAAGGAUGUCCUUCCGAGGCAACCCUCGAACUCUGGAGAGGAAGCUUCGUGUUGCCGAGGAUGCUGAAGUUCAACAUAGGAUGGAUUGAGGAAAAGUUGAAGGAGAGGAGAGGAGAGGAGGGCAACGCGGCAGUUAGUUCUGCCUGGUGAGAUUAGGAGUUUGAAAGAGGAGAUAAGGGUUGAGACACAGAAGUUGAAGGAUCAUCAGAAGGAGCAAGUCCGUAUAACUGCCGAGGCUGCCAAGAUUGCCGCAGAUCUGGCGGCAACGUCAUCAAAGCUGAAAUUGAAGCAGAAGGCAUUGGCCGACAAAGAGUUUGAGUUGGCUAGCUUUGCUUAAAUUGCCCUCUUUGUUGUGUGGCUCUUGUAGCUUCUUUCCCUUUCUCUGUUUUCAUGACAAGUAUUUUUAAGAACAUUUGCUUGUUAAUUGUGUUUUCGUAUGUGACUGUUGGUGGUUGUUGGUACAUUAUGGGAUUGCUUUGUGGAAUUCGAGGUUAUUAUUGCCUCGAUCUUUGUGCAUGAUUAU
This is a messenger RNA of Papaver somniferum (opium poppy), 1486 nucleotides long. RefSeq lists its product as uncharacterized. Lineage: Eukaryota; Viridiplantae; Streptophyta; Magnoliopsida; Ranunculales; Papaveraceae. Bases 1 to 1113 code for a protein of 370 amino acids. The record is from RefSeq and is a predicted model, not a curated record. The transcript has 3 exons.